Messenger RNA from Panonychus citri (citrus red mite), 2329 nucleotides. RefSeq names its product ribosomal oxygenase 1-like (gene NO66). NCBI's taxonomy places the organism in Eukaryota, Metazoa, Arthropoda, Arachnida, Trombidiformes, Tetranychidae. The transcript has 4 exons. Gene Ontology annotation, molecular function: histone H3K4 demethylase activity; histone H3K36 demethylase activity. The record is from RefSeq and is a predicted model, not a curated record. The coding region runs from base 109 to 2052 and encodes 647 amino acids. Gene Ontology annotation, cellular component: nucleolus.
ACCGAAAAUCUUAAUCAAUCGUCAACCAAAAUCUCAGUUGGUAAUCAACUGUUGAUUGAGUUUCUAUUUGGUUUGUUUUAAAUUGAUUUUUUCAAAUUUUCCUUAAUCAUGAAGAUUCCUAAACAAUUGUCAGCUUUUGAAUUCUACAAAUUAGCAAAGGGUAAAAAGUCAAAAUCACCUAAACCCAAGAACUCGAAACGAAGAAGAUCACUUGGUGAUGAACCAUCUACAUCCGAUUUGCCUGAUUUUGGAGCAACACAAUCUUCCGAAUCCCCGUCAACCUCUUCAACAACAAAUAAAAGAACUUUUGGUCAACUAGAAGAACCUUUUUCCAGUAGUAAAAGAGUUCGAUUUGCGGAAGAUGAUGAAUUUGAUGGUCCACAAUCAGAUGGAACCGAUGGCGAUGAUGUUACCGAUAAUGCCAUUAACGAGGAGAAAGAGAAAACAUUUGGUGUUCUCUCGUUUAGAAAUAAAGUCCAUAAAAAGUCAAAAGAGGAAACACCUUCCAAACAGAUCCGUCGAAUUGAGUCCAUUUUGAAACAUAAACAGAGUUACAGUCUCGAUGAUCUUAAAAAAUCUCCAUUCAUCAGUAGCCUCGAUAUUCCAAGCACCACAAUGCCAGAGAUUCCUAUUAGAAUACAAAAAGAAAGUGAUGAAGACACCAAAAGCACCCGAUCUUUCAAUAUUCCUCCAUAUCUAACCGACAGUAGGGAACAAGCUAGAAGAUGUUUCCAAUGGUUGAUUAAUCCAUUUGAUGUUGACCGUUUCAUGUCAGACAAUUGGGAAAAGGAACCAUUGCUAAUUAAACGUGAUAAACCCAAUUAUUACCAAGGUGUUUUUAGUACCGCUGAUUUAGAUCGAGCCUUACGUGAGAGGCAUCUACAGUUUACCAAGAAUAUUGAUAUUACCAGUUACAUAAAUGACGAAAGAAAAACAUAUAAUCCCGAUGGAAGAGCUUAUCCAGCGGUUGUUUGGGAUCAUUUUCAAGUUGGUUGUUCCAUUCGAUUACUUAAUCCACAAACUUAUUCUAGAUCAGUUUGGAAAUUGAAUAGUAUUUUACAAGAAUUUUUCGGUUCCCGUGUUGGUGCCAAUAUUUAUCUUACACCGGCUGGAUCACAAGGAUUCGCACCUCAUUAUGAUGAUAUUGAAGCUUUCGUUUUACAAUUGGAAGGUCGAAAGAUAUGGAAAGUUUAUCCACCUUUAGACGAAGCCAAUACUUUACCACGUUUCUCUAGUAAAAAUUUCAAACGAAGCGAACUCACCGCUCCGCCAUUGAAAACGGUCGAAUUGGAACCCGGUGAUUUCCUUUAUUUUCCUCGAGGAUUCAUUCAUGAAGCUCAAGCGGUUGAAGGUGAACACUCACUUCACAUAACGAUUUCAGUGGCACAGAAAAACACCUACGGAGAUUUAUUACAAAUCCUAUUACCCGCUGCAUUGGAAACUGCUAUGACGGAGGAUCGGGCUUUUCGAGAAUCUCUACCUGUUGAUUAUCUUGCAAACAUGGGAAUUGUUCACGCCGAUGAGAUGUACAACAAUAGAACUGUUUUCCUCUCUAAGAUUAAACAUCUAAUGACCAAAUUAAUUUCUCACAUUAAUGUUGAUUCAGCUGUAGACCAGAAAGCAAAACAAUUACUUCAUGAAAGUUUACCUCCAGUUUUAACAGCUCAAGAAAAGAGGUCAAGUAUCCAUGGGUCAGGUGAAUAUUGGGACGCUGAUUCGGCAACAGUUGAAGGUGGAAUUGAACUUUCCCCUGAAACAUCAAUUCGCCUUCUUCGAUAUGGAAUAGUUAGACUUGUGAUGGAAGAAGAUGUUGUUCGUCUUUAUCAUUGUAUGGAAAAUUCUUAUGAUCCAAAUCAUGAGAUUGAUCCACAAUACGUUGAAAUCGAAUCGAAUCUUGCUCCAGCGAUUGAUUAUCUCAUCAAGAAUUAUCCAAAUUAUGUUGAAAUUUCCAGUCUACCAUUAGAAAAACUUGAUGAAAAGCUCGAAAUAUCUAAUUUAUUAUUUGACAAAGGAUUAAUUACUAUCGUCGAAGCAGAUUCUGAAUCGGAUUAGAUAAAUAACCAUGACAACAUGCAAUCUGGACAUUCGAAUCUCUUUUCGAUUCUAACAAUUACCUCUCUCUCUCCCUCUCUCUUUUUCUUUCUUUCUUUCCUUUCAAUCAUUAAUUGACAACACAAGUGACCUUAAAUACACACCAGAAUCAAUAUUAAUCACUUAGACAAUUCUAAUAAUCGUCUUGAAUUAAAUUGACUGAGAAUUGUCCCUUUAUACCAUCACAAUUACCAAUUUUUGGCAAUAAAUGUGAACAUUGACAUGAAAUCGAUAACAA